CAAUUCAUAUGCCAAUACCAUUACUCUAUAUGGUUCACGGAGAUUUGUCAGAAUAUAUUCUAACUGAACCAUUUUUGUUUCAUGUUUUACCGGAAUGCUGAAAAUCGUUCCUCAAGAUUUUUGAGCCUGAUAUGUUCCCGGUAAUGUAUAGGUUGGAACUGCCGUCACUACUCAACGACACAUGAAUGCUGGUUUGCUAAAGUACAAUAGCCGUGUACUACACUAAUUCACAAUUACGUCUCACGUGAUUAGCGGACGACCGACGAAUGUUUUAGAAUACUGCCAACAUGGAAAGAGCAAAACGACAAAUGAGGACAACCUCGAAAGUCUGGGGCAAAGUCAUCGCCGUAUCUUCUUUCAUUGCCAUGUUCCUCGUAUCUGUGGUAAUACGCUGCACUGGAGUUCUGUAUGUAAGCUGGCAGACUUCAUUUGAUUCAACCGCUGCACAGACUGCAGCAAUCGCCAGCAUUAUCACAUCCUCCUCGUAUUGUACAUCUAUUUUUGCAGGUGUGUUUUGCAAUCGUUACGGAUGUCGUUUCACCUGUAUUCUGGGAGGCGUUCUGACGUUCUUCCCAAUAUUAAUGAGCUUCUGGGCGACCAGUCUGUGGUCAAUGUACGCAGUGGCAGUUUUCACAGGUGUCGGUACAUCUUUCAGCUUUCUUGCAUCUAACGUUGUUCUGGCAGAAUAUUUCAAGACGUACUACGCAAUAGUGAGUGGUAUUACCAUGGCCGGUGGCAGCACCAACAUGAUCGUGUUCCCGCCUCUCUUACGCCUUCUUCUCGAUGCAUACGGAUGGCGGGGAGCCAUGCUUGUGACAUCUGCAAUUUGCGCAAAUCUGUGUGUGGUAGGGGCAUUGUACCGUCCCUUGCGUCACACACCACGGAGACCAACAAUUGUUACAAAAUCCACUGGCAAUAUUGGCAUCAGCCCCAACAGUAAUACAUGUUCAAAUCCUCCAGAUUCACACGUGCAAAAAGGACCUACCACUAGUGAAGGGAAGUGCGUCACCUCAACGGCUUCCUUGCGGCGUGUGUUCUCAGCGUUACGACUUGGAUUGCUGGUUAAGAGUUACCGUUUUUCUCUUCUUUGCUUGACCAGUAUACAACUCCAAAUGACCUACUCCUGUGCAUCCGUUUUUUUGGUGCCAAGGGCCAAGUUUUCUGGUACCGAUGACAUGAAAGCGUCAUUUCUGCUCAGCAUUUUUGGGUUUGGAAGUUUAAUCUCGCGAGUUGCAAGUGGCUUCUUCGUGACCCGCAAAACACCCGUCGAGGCCCUGAACACAUUCUCAUUUGUGCUGUGCUGCGUUGGUUUACUGUCUUCCCAAGCCGAGACCUAUGAAUCCUUUGCAGCUUCUGCCUGCUUUCUUGGCAUGGGUACAGGCGCCAACAAAGUAUGGAGCAAUAUAUUAAUUCGUAAACUCCUCGGCUUACCUCGAGUGGCAUCUGGACAGGCGAUUCACCUCCUGUUGUGCGGUGUAGGAGACUUGAUAGGUCCAAUUGUUGCAGGUUUGUUGUACGACAGCACAGGAAGCUUCGGAACCGUAUUUUACGUUUUGGCUGGUCUGGUCGCCGCCGCCGCCCUGCAGAUGUUACUCAUGCCAAUGCUUCGCCGAAUUGAGCCCGGUGUUGCUGAAAAAGAGGAAACGUCCACUGGAUCAGUAUCUUAGAGCCUCAUGCUAGGUUCACACAUUCCCGAUUUUUAAGCCGAACCGUAUGGUUCUUGGCUGCCUCGGGAUGAUUGGUUAGUUCGGUGAAAGAUCGUUAAAGAUCGGGAAGCACCCCGACAAUUUGGGACAUGUUCAAAAUUGAUUCGGGAACCAAUUUAAAUUCUCGAUUUAUUCUUGUUGUAUUCGUAACUUAUUCUGGAUAUUCUUACAGCAUUCUUACAAGUUUCGCACAGUUAUUCUUGGUGGUAACAGUCCAGAAUCGUACCGAAUCAUUGCGAAUGUAUCAAGAAAUGUACAACUAUUAUAAAAAAUAACUUACGAAUACACUAAGAUUUUGUUAAGAAUAAAUACGAAUAAUCUAUGAAUUUAGCAAGAAUGAAUCACGAAUAAUGCUGAAUUAGACAGAUUUUCCUAAGAUUUUUUUUAGAAUAACCAAGAAUCAAGCAGAAUUAAAUACGAAUUGAUCAAGAAUAGUCCCGAGUGAUCUGGAGAUAUACGCUGCUCGGCAAACUGGAACUGACUAACGAUAAGCGCUUGUCUAGAUCGGUUUAUAUACCGGGAUUCGAUUUUUUUCCCUAAACAACAAUAAAGCAAAUGGAGUGUAAGUCCUCAUAGGCCUAAUCAUUUAAUAAAAUUGAUGUUUGUAAGGCGACGCCAGUUUAAAGGG
Molecule: messenger RNA, 2334 nt
Organism: Patiria miniata (bat star)
Lineage: Eukaryota; Metazoa; Echinodermata; Asteroidea; Valvatida; Asterinidae
Product: monocarboxylate transporter 6-like
Exons: 5
Coding region: 288-1667 (459 amino acids)
Biological process (GO): transmembrane transport; monocarboxylic acid transport
Molecular function (GO): monocarboxylic acid transmembrane transporter activity
Source: RefSeq, a predicted model, not a curated record